AACCAUUUCACCUUCACUUAGCUGGUUCUCACUCCUCGCUCUCUCUCUCUCUCUAUAAAGAACGAAAACCCCAAAGAAGCUGCCUUUGUUAAUUUGCCCCCUGCCUCUUUCUCUCUCUCCUCUUCAACUCCUCGUCUUUCCAGGCAGCUUCUCCCGCAUAAAUCUUCUCCCAGAGCCCAAGUCCAAACUUUCCUUCUUGACUCUGUCUCUCCACUUUUUCCACCUCCAGAGGCUCAAUCUCUCUCGCUCGCUCUCUCUCUCUCUCUCUCUUUCUCUAGCGUCCAGUUUCUCGUCCCUCUCAAGAACCCACGAGAAAAAAAAUGCCUGCUUGGUGGUCGAGGAAAUCCAACAAGACCCGAGAGGACGCCCCCACCCACCACCCAAGUCCCGCCAAAUCGUCCAUCAAGAGCGACGCCAAGAGGAAGCCCAACAGCUUCGACGACGUCGUCUCCUCGAGGAAUUCGCCGCGGAACAGCAGGGAUUUCGGGGGGACCGCCGGCGGGCCGGCUGGCGAGUUCGCGGGCUUCGAUUCGGAUCGGGGCCUCCCCUUGCCUCGGCCCUCGGUCUCGUCCGUUCAAGAUCCCUUGAAUGGGUCGGUCUCCGUCUCGAGCGUGAGCUCGUCCGGCUCGUCCGAUGAUCACCAGUUGGUCAAUGGUCAUGCCCAAUUGGGAGUCCAGAGGGGACUUAGUGAUGCAAAGUGCACUGCAAGGCCAAGGAGCCCCGGUCCUUGUUCGAGGGGGCCCACAAGCCCCACAUCGCCUCUUCAUACGCGCUUGUCAGGUUUCAGUCUUGAUUCUCCACAAUCAGGAAGGCAUGACGAUAGUAGGAGCCAAUGCCAUCCACUGCCUCUUCCCCCGGGUUCUCCUACAAGCCCUUCUUCAUUGCCCAACAACAGAAACAGUGGGGCGCCUGAAAGCCCGACUUUUACCCUUUCAAAAUGGAAGAAGGGAAGACUUCUGGGAAGAGGAACUUUUGGUCAGGUUUACCUUGGAUUCAACAGUGAAGGAGGGAAAAUGUGUGCCAUAAAGGAAGUUAGGAUUGCUUCAGAUGAUCAGACAUUAAAAGAGAGUUUUAAGCAGCUUAAUCAGGAGAUAAACUUGCUUAGUCAACUUCGUCAUCCAAAUAUCGUGCGAUACUUUGGAAGUGAAUUGGGAGAAGAUACACUCUCAGUUUAUCUUGAGUAUGUAUCUGGUGGUUCAAUCCACAAAUUACUCCAGGAGUAUGGUGCGUUUGAGGAACCUGUUAUUCAAAAUUAUACUAGGCAGAUUACUUCUGGCCUUGCCUACUUGCAUGGAAGAAAUGUGGUGCACAGGGACAUUAAAGGCGCAAAUAUUUUAGUUGAUCCCAAUGGUGAGAUCAAAUUGGUGGACUUUGGCAUGGCGAAGCAUAUAACAUCUUGCCAAUCAAUGCUUUCUUUCAAGGGUAGCCCUUACUGGAUGGCACCUGAGGUUGUGAUGAACACGAAUGGCUACAAUUUGGCUGUCGAUUUGUGGAGCCUGGGAUGUACUGUUCUUGAAAUGGCAACAUCAAAGCCGCCUUGGAGUCAGUAUGAAGGGGUGGCUGCCAUUUUCAAAAUUGGAAAUAGCAAAGAUAUGCCUGAAAUUCCCGAUCACCUUUCUAAUGAUGCCAAAAGUUUCAUAAGGCUGUGUCUGCAGCGCGAACCAUCGGCCCGCCCCACAGCUGCACAGCUACUUGACCAUCCUUUUAUUCGGGACCUCGCAACAUCAAGGGUAUCUAACAUUAGCAUAACCAGAAAUGCCUUCCCUUCAGUGUUUGAGGGGACCCGCACUCCGCCAGCACUGGAUCUCCAUCCCAACAGAGGAAGCGUGACUCCAGGAAGUAUGACUCCUCCUGAAGUGGACUACCCGAGACAGCCAGUUGGAAUGGUCUCUCUCCCCAACAGAGGAAGUGUGACUCCAGGAAGUAUGACUCCUCCUGAAGUGGACUACACUAGAAAGCCAGCAGGAAUGCUUUCUCCCUCGCGAGGCUUGAGAAGCCCAAGCAGGAAUGAUGUGAGAAUGAUAACGUCUUUACCUGUGUCCCCAAGUUCAAGCCCAUUGCGUCAUUUUGGAAAUGCACACAGGAGUGGUUUUCUCUCUCCUCCUCACCCUGCUUAUGCUCCUGCUGGACAGAGUGCAUACACCUUGAACGACUACUCCAUAUAUCCCACAAGACCAAACACAAGACAGCCGCUGGAUCCUUGGCACGAAACAGCUCUUUUCAGUUCUCGGACGCCCAGUGGAUCCCCGAGAAGGGCACUUAUUUGAUGUAAAUAGCAAACUGAAACUGUAGGUCCUUUUUCAAUCGUCACAGGAGAGGAACAAGUAAGCUCUAUGAUGUAUUUAGAGAGUAUAGCAAUGCGUCCCUUCGGACGAAGUGGGGGGGAUUUCUCCGGCUGGUUCUACAAGAGCUUAAAAGAAACAAGUUGAAAAGAGGCUCUUCAUGGAUAAUGGUGGAACUUGAAAUUUCUCACUUGUGCAACAAGCUCCUCCUUGCAUAUAAUAAAGGGUGAUGGAAUGGAACUUUGCGAUGAGGAAAGUACUGUAGUUUGAAUCCUGUAACAAUUUGUUGAUUGUUGUAACUCAAAAAGGCGAUACCUGUGUUUGUAACAUUCUUGUUUAUAGUUUUGGAAGUUAUAAGAUCACUACCCAAACUGUUGUCAGCCUGAUGAAAAGAAGAGGAUUUGGCCCUUUGGUGCUUCCCUUUCUGUCUGCU
Molecule: messenger RNA, 2715 nt
Organism: Rhodamnia argentea
Lineage: Eukaryota; Viridiplantae; Streptophyta; Magnoliopsida; Myrtales; Myrtaceae
Product: mitogen-activated protein kinase kinase kinase 3
Exons: 11
Coding region: 321-2267 (648 amino acids)
Biological process (GO): protein phosphorylation
Molecular function (GO): ATP binding; protein kinase activity
Source: RefSeq, a predicted model, not a curated record